UGUAAAUGAAAUCCAUUCGCUCCUUCUCAGGAGUCCAGCUAGAAGGCCUCCUCCGGCUUCACGUCCUCCUAUGACGCAUAUGUCUCAGUUCCGACCGCAGUGGUCUGUGUAUGGCUGCCGGGACGUUACUGGUUGUUUGUCACGUUUCCUGUACGGCACUAUGCUGGUUGCUGCAGGGUGUACUUGUGCUCAGUGAAGGGCAGGAGUAAUGAUGAGAGCGGUGACAGAAUGUUAUUUAAAAUAUAAAAUUGUAAAACUUAAAAAAGAAGAAAUAUUAAUGUUUUCUUUAAAAAUAUGAGGACUUGGUGCUGUUGGUUAGCUUCAGAUGUAGUGAUGGAUGGACGCAGUCAGAGAGGAGGCUAUUCUCUCUCCGGGCCGUCACCAAACCAACGGAAGAGACAAGUUCGCUUUUCAGCAAGGCACGACAUCAUCCUUCUGCGAGAGGUCAUCGCCCAGAACCCAUUUGCCAACAAAGAGCCAGGGAGGGUCUGGGCUCGUGUGGGGGAAAUUAUCACAGCUGCCCUGCAGGAUGAGAACUUUGAGGUGGACGCCAGGAGGUGUCGGGAGAGAACCAUGCUGCUGCUGGACUACUACAAGAAACAAGACUUUUCCAGCCUGCGAAGGUUUGGAACAGAGAGGUUGUAUGCCCAGAAGGAGGAUCUGCUCCACGAGGUUUUAGAGCUGGAGGCUGAGAAGGGGCUGCUGGUCAGCAGUGAAGGCUCCAAAUAUCAGGAAGACGAGCUAAGGAAGAGAGCGAUGGAAGAAUUACUACCAGAACAAGACAAACCCAACAUCACUAUCACACACACAGCAGAACCAGAGGAGGAUCAUGAGGAAAUACCUGAGUUGUCGGCCGCACCAACAGCCAAACGGCCGUGCCAGUGCUGCUGCCAGACGUACUCAGAAAUCCUCAGCUUUCUGGAGAAGCGUUCAGAGGCAGAGCAACGAUUGCGGGAGGAGGAACUGGCCCUUCGCCGAGAGGAACUAGAAAUUCAGAGGAGUAAAAUCAGUUUGGAGAGGGAGCGUCUGGAAGCAGACAGAAAAGACAGGGAAUGUAGAUUUGAACUGGAAAGCCAAGAGAGGCAGGUCAUCUUGGACCUGUUGAAAGAGAAGGUGUUGAAAAAUUGAGAGACAAAACCUGCUGAUAUUUAGUGCAAUUAUUAUUAUUUUUCUAAAACAAAAACCACCCCAUUAAUUUACACAUCUGUACAGCUGACUGUUGAAAAUGGAAAAGAAACAAGGAAGUGAAAAACCUAAUGAAAUGUCAAAACACUAAUGGCUGACAGUAUUAUUGAGGGUCAAGAUAAUCACAGUAUUUUAUCAUGUACUUUUACUCAUGUAAAUAAAAAACCAUAAAAGCAGGAUCACAACAUAAUAUGUCAAUUUUUGUAUGUGGUUACACUAUAGUUUAGAAUGAAUAACUUCUGUUCACUUUGGAUUCCCAGAGAUGAACAAUACUGAGCAAUAAUCUUCUUCUCUGCAUUAUCUCACUGCACCACAAGGCGGCGCGGUGAGCUAUGGCUUACUGCCUGGUUAACCACGUGAAAGAAAAGGUAAAUGUUGAUAAGUAAUAAUGAGUAAUAAUAAUAAUAGAAAUCAUAAUUAUGUGUAGUAUGUUCACCUUUCCUGUGUAUAUUGUUUAAGUUGAUGUGUGCCCUGUGUUCUGAAAGCUUUGCUGGAUUUUUACGGAUUGUGGAUGGUAUUUAGAAUGACACCGUGGAAUCGUUAUAUUCGUAAAAUAUUGUAGCUCACUGUUAUGAUUCUCUGUGUUGUUGUUUUGUUGUAUUUUGACACACGUGACCAAGGACCUAACUAGUACAAGAUGAAUUAGUCACUUACUGUUUAUCAUAAUUGCACUGUCUACUAAACUUUACUGUUUCCAACUAAAUAAAGGAAUAAACAACUACAGAAAAAGGAA
This is a messenger RNA of Cynoglossus semilaevis (tongue sole), 1918 nucleotides long. Its product is annotated as trichohyalin. The coding region runs from base 295 to 1128 and encodes 277 amino acids. The transcript has 7 exons. NCBI's taxonomy places the organism in Eukaryota, Metazoa, Chordata, Actinopteri, Pleuronectiformes, Cynoglossidae. The record is from RefSeq and is a predicted model, not a curated record.